AUGGGAAUCGGAGACCUGUCCCACCCCUCAUUCUAUAAAUACCGGCCCACCGCCAUUCCUGUAUCGGUGCUGUUUUUGAUACAGAGAACAAUUUUUGCUGGUCUCCGAUUUCUGUGUAAGCCAUUGGCUCAAGAAGGAAAUGUGAUUGCCUGUCGUAGUACUUCUGAAUGGAAUGCUGUAUUAUUGAAAGAAUCUGGAAAACUGAUUGUGGUGCAUUUUACUGCUUCCUGGUGCGGGCCACGCCGUUUAAUUGCUCCAUAUUUCUUACAAUUGGCUAAGAAUCAUCCUAGUGUCAUUUUCCUGGAAGUAGACGUCGAUGAAUUGAAACAUGUUGCUUUCAAGUGGGAUAUUGAGGCAUUACUGACGUUUAUUUUCCUGAAAAGAGGGCAAAAAUCUCACAGGAUUGUUGGUACUGAUAGAGCGGCGCUAUUGAGGAAAAUAGAAGAGCUAAAAACACCAGCAGUUGCUGCUUCUACUGCUUAGACAGUCAGCUUGGAGGAUGUGUCCUCCUUAUCAUCGAAAUUGGAUUAUGUGCGCAACUCUCAAAUAUGAUUAUGGUGCUAGUUGUAUAGAAGCUGCUGGAUUCAAUGUGGAAUAAAUGGGUUAGGAAUUUGUAGCCUGCUGUAAGAA
Molecule: messenger RNA, 630 nt
Organism: Cucurbita maxima (winter squash)
Lineage: Eukaryota; Viridiplantae; Streptophyta; Magnoliopsida; Cucurbitales; Cucurbitaceae
Product: thioredoxin H-type-like
Exons: 5
Coding region: 1-483 (160 amino acids)
Source: RefSeq, a predicted model, not a curated record